Messenger RNA from Durio zibethinus, 3839 nucleotides. RefSeq names its product zinc finger protein GAI-ASSOCIATED FACTOR 1-like. Gene Ontology annotation, cellular component: nucleus. Gene Ontology annotation, molecular function: DNA-binding transcription factor activity. The record is from RefSeq and is a predicted model, not a curated record. NCBI's taxonomy places the organism in Eukaryota, Viridiplantae, Streptophyta, Magnoliopsida, Malvales, Malvaceae.
AUCAAACGUGCUUAGUGCUAGUAAACCAAGCCACGUGGCUAAAUUGAAUUGGCUAAAAACAGUAAAAAGUUACAAUCAAUGAAAAAGUAGUUUGACUUUAGAUGAAUUUAAAGCAACACCAAAGGGCAACGACGGCCCCUCAGCUCUUGUCCAAAAGAAGUUCAGACCACUUCACUACACGACAAAACAGCACCCCCCGACAACUUGCCCAAAGCCCAUUAAUCAAAUCUUAUUUGUUGUUAAAACAAUGUGUUGUAUUAGAUUAAUACAAAUAAAAUCUUACUUAACAAUAAUCUAUAAAAAUUUUUAUUUUAUUUCUCUUCUGAAAAGUAAGCCAGCAAUAACAAUUAGACCAAAGAAGUUUACCAAGAUUUCUCACUCUCUUUUCCUUUUCUCUAAAAACUUUCACAUGAAGUUCUCUGUAAUUGUUUUUUUUCUCUCUCUUUCUUCUUCUGUGUUCUUUUCGAGCCGCCUUAUAUAAAACUUAUCCAUAUCUGAUCCUCUUUCUCUGUUUUAUUGAGAUUGUUAUGUUAUUUGAUUCAGCUUUGACCGUUGCAUCUUCCAGCUGCAGGAUUUAUUGAUUGGAUUUGCUUUCUGGGUUUUGAUUUUUUUUUUCUAACCUUUUGGGUGGGUUUUGGAUUGAACUUUAAAGCUCUUGAGCGGAAAGAGCUGGUUUUCAGUGUUUGGGUUUAAUCAUUAAGCUUCUUUGGUUAACGUGAAUUUUGGUCAGAGACUCGGUAGGGAGCUGGUAGGUGGCAAAAAGAGCAAAAAAAGAAGAAAACAAAAGCACAGAUUGACUGGUAGAUAAAAGAGAGAGAACUAAAAACAAGGCCAUAGAAAGAAGAAGAAGAAGACAUACCAACUUCGUGUGUGAAAAAGAUAGUUUAGAAUUGUGAGAUAAAUGCUCUAGAUUUUCACCUUCUUUUUUUGUCGAGUAGUUUGAUUUCAAAGAAAGCUCUCUCUCUCUCUUUUUUUUUUUUUUUAAGUCAUGCCGGUCGACUUAGAUAAUUCCUCAACCGGUUCCGGUGAAGCUAGCGUCUCUUCCUCCGGUAACCAAAACCCACCUCCCAAAACCACCGCCAAGAAGAAACGUAACCUCCCUGGAAUGCCAGAUCCAGAUGCCGAGGUGAUUGCUUUAUCUCCGACGACUCUUUUAGCAACGAACCGAUUCGUUUGUGAAAUUUGCAAUAAAGGGUUUCAAAGGGACCAAAAUCUUCAGCUUCAUAAGCGAGGUCAUAAUUUACCGUGGAAGCUGAGGCAGAGAUCGAGUAAAGAAGUGAAGAAGAGAGUUUAUGUUUGUCCUGAGCCCUCUUGUGUUCAUCACAAUCCAUCAAGAGCUUUAGGCGAUCUUACGGGAAUUAAGAAACAUUUCUGUAGAAAACAUGGAGAAAAAAAGUGGAAAUGCGAUAAAUGUUCCAAAAAAUACGCUGUUCAAUCUGAUUGGAAAGCUCACUCUAAGAUUUGUGGUACUCGAGAGUAUAAAUGUGAUUGUGGAACUCUGUUUUCGAGAAGGGAUAGUUUUGUCACCCAUCGGGCUUUCUGUGAUGCGUUAGCAGAAGAGAGUGCUAGAGCUCAAACACAACCUCAGCCUCAGAAUCAGAAUCAUCCUGUGGCGAAUCCCAGUUCGGAAUCCGACCUGAAAGUUCAGGCUGUGGAUUCAUCACCACUACCUGCACCGGCACCGGUGUCGUCUCUGGCUCCGGCACCAGCACCAGUGCAAGUUUCCGCCCCAGCUCCAGCUCCAACUCCAGCUGCACCGCCUCGGCCUCAGUCAACUAGUGUGAUAUCUACUUCAGUUUUGCCAGUUCAAAAUUGUGAGUUGCCUGAAAAUCCUGCUUCUAUUGUCGAAGAGGCUUUGGCUCCAGCUCCGGCACCAGCUGGCCGAAAUGGAAGUUGUAGCAGUAGCACCAGCUCAGGUAGCAAUGGGAGCAGCAGCAGCAGUGUAUUUGCAAGCUUAUUUGCAUCCUCAGCUGCAUCUGUGAGCUUACAACCUCCUCAACCUCCGGCUUUUACUGACUUAAUUCGAGCUAUGGGUCGCCCAGAUCAUCCAGCUGACCUUGCUCCAUCAACAUCUAAUGAACCAAUUUCUCUAUGCCUCUCAACCAACCAUGGUUCAUCAAUAUUCGGGACCGCAAGGCAAGAGCGCAGGCAGUAUGCACCACCACCACAACCUGCUAUGUCUGCCACAGCACUACUGCAGAAAGCUGCUCAGAUGGGAGCAGCAGCAACUAAUGCAUCCUUGCUUCGUGGUUUUGGUAUAGUUUCAUCAUCUUCAUCGUCUGCACAGCAAGAUAACUUGCAAUGGGGUCAGAUACAAGUUGAGCCUGACAAUGCCUCUGUUGCAGCAGGACUUGGACUUGGGCUUCCUUGUGAUGGAAGUUCAGGAUUAAAGGAAUUGAUGAUGGGAACUCCCGUAUUUGGUCCUAAGCAAACUACUCUUGAUUUUCUUGGGUUGGGGAUGGCUGCAGGUGGCAGCCCCAAUCGUGGCCUGUCAGCUCUAAUUACCUCCAUUGGAGGUGGACUUGAUGUUGCUGCAGCGGCAGCGGCAGCGGCAGCAGCAGCAGCAGCAUCUUUUGGAGGUGGAGAUUUUACCAGCAAGGACAUUGGAAGGAGCUCAUGACUUGGUAUAAAUAAGAAUUAUUCUUGUCCAUUUGACUUUGGGGAAAAUAUAAAAUGCACAGGGCCACCUGAUCUCGAACUAUUCUGGGUUAAGAAGAAAACGAUGGUAAUAUAUAAUUUUCCAUAAAGAAUUGCCAUUGUGGAGGAGGUUAGCAUCAAGGCAUCAAAGAGGCAGUUUGCGUCUUUUUUAUUGUUCUGCUGCCAUGUGCAUGACAAUGGCGAAAAUGACUUUUCUUGUUGCAGUAUAGCUUUUGUAGUAAAAGGAAAAUUCAAAAGUCAGAUGUAUUAGGAUACUGGAAUUGUAAGUUUGCUCUAGGAACAGCGACAUCUCUGUAAUUCCGACAUUCUUUGUAUCAGGUUUGUCAAGCUUGGAAACAUCUGUAAACAGCAGAUGGGAUGUGUUUUAGCUAUUAGAUUUUUAGCCCGGGCAUAGGCGGAUGUGUAGUGGAAAUUUUAGCAGUAAAGUGGAAUCCCAACAUGGACUGUCAAAUUGCCGAAAAUGGAAGGAUUUAGGUUGAUCCUGAUCAGUGGACUGGAUUAAGGUUCCAAUUUGUUCGAACCAAGCCAACCUUAAACAAUUCCAUCUGUUAUUUAUAUUUGCAAUUAAUUUAAAUUUGUUGUUUUAUGUAUUUUGUUUUUCAUUCUGGGAUCAUGGGAAUGAACUCAAAUUUAAUUUAGCCUGGUUUCUUGUUGAAAGAUAGAGCAAAAGCCUUUUUUUUUUUUUGUUCCUAUGAGAUAAGAUAGAAGUUAAUGCAGUCAGACAGAGAGGCUCAGUCAUUGUAACUGUGCAAUGUAGAGUUAUUUUCAUGUACGAAAUUGGAGAUAGGAAAAUCAAAUGAAGAUAUUAUUGGGGUCCCUCUUUAAUUUCUCAAGUGUUCCGAAGUCCUUACCCCAUAAAAAAUGUCGUCUCAAUAAACCUUUCUAGCAAGGAUUUUAAAUGCCAUGGCCCCUUUGAAUUCCAUUGUUGAGAGUCCAAUCUGAUUCUGUCUUUGCUUCCUUGUCGUUUUCCAGUUUCAGGUAAAACCUGCCCUCUUACAUGCUCUUGUAUUUAGCGGCCACCCCUUACGUCCUUAGCUGUCCUGUCUUUCUCUCCUCCACAUUUGUUUCCUCUGUUUUCACUGCAAUUUGAUGAAUUUUUAGUAAUUUAAUCUUAGUCGUGGCAGUUAAGUAGAAAUAGUAUAAUAAUCUUUGAGCUUUGAUGAUUGAACAAAGCAUAACAC